CUCUUCCAACGGUCAAAUAAUCCUGAAGAAAUACUCACUCCUUCUUCACCCUCCUCAGAGCCCAAUUCACUCCCAAUCCAUACUUUCUUGUACAAAGAGAUCGAUUGCUCUGAAAAUGUCUUCAAUUGAGCAUACAGAGACGCUCAACGCUCCCAACCUUCAGAUCUGGAACAACGCUGCCUUCGAUGAUGGAGAUUCCAAUGUUACUUCCGCAAUCGAACCUUCUUGGUCUAACCUCCCUCCCGAUUUCAUCAACGAAUCGUUCGAUUCCGAUUGUAGCAUGGACAAUCAGAUCCCAAUUUCGGUUUCCUCCUCGCUCAAAUCCUCAGUCUCUUUCACCACCGAUUCGAUUCGCUCCGGUAAUAAUGCUCAGGAAAAGCAACCGAGGGCCUUGUGUGAAGCUCCGUCGGAAAAAUCCAAGACCGUGAAAUCCAAAUCCGUCGCGGAUCAGAUGAAAAGGCGUGAAGAACGUGAUAUUGAUGCAGAGAUCGAAGAGGUAGAAAAGGACAUCGGCCGUUUAUCGACCAGAUUGGAAUCGCUCCGAUUAGAGAAGGCUGAGCAAACCGCAAGAAGCAUUACUAUAAGAGGAAGAAUCGUUCCGGCUAAGUUCAUGGAAUCUCAGAAACAGUCAGUCAAAUUCGACGAUUCGUCUUUCACAGGUUCCAAAUCAAGAGCCACCACUCGCAGAGGUGUUAGUUUGGGACCAGGGGAGAUAUUCUCUGCUGCGAAGAAAUCGGAAACGGUGACUCCUCUUCAAUCGGCUCAGAAUCGACGCAAGUCUUGUUUCUUUAAGCUUCCUGGCAUCGAGGAGAGGAAAGUGACGAAAUCUAGGGGUCGAACGAGUUUGAGCCUGAGCCCGAGAUCUCGCAAAGCUGCAUCGAAAAUCACGGUGGCUCAGAAGCAAGCAGCGACGACGGUGGGGUCAAAGAGAGCUGUGAGGAAAGAAGAAGGUGUUCUCUCAACAAUCCAACCAAAGAGGCUGUUCAAAGACGAGGAAAAGAACGGUGCUUUAAGGAAACCAUUGAAACCAGGAAGAGUGGUGGCUAGCAGGUACAGUCAGAUGAACAAAACGCAGACGGCGGAGAAAGAUAUUAGGAAAAGGUCGUUGCCUGAGAACGAAGAGAAAGAGAAUCACAGGUCGGAGAAGAGAAGAGCUUCUGAUGAAAGUAGCAAGAGCCAGGGUAGAGUGAAGAAGAGAUGGGAGAUUCCAAGUGAAGUGGAUCUGUAUAGCAGUGGUGUGAACGAUGAGACUCCUAUAGGUAAGGAGCUGCCUAAGAUCAGAACUCUACGCCGUUUAGGAGAGAGCCCUCGUGAUUCAGGUGCUGCCAAAAGAGUUGCGGAAUUGGAAAGCAAGAAUCGUAAUUUCACCUUUUGCCAGCUUCUGAGGUUUGAAGAAUGAAUGACCCAGUUAUCAUUUUGAGUAAAGAAACCACAACUCUUGUUGUGAAUUUGGUUUUGUUUCGAUUUGUUCUAUGCUUGCAUCUGGAGUGUAAAGCAUGCAAGAAUGUAUGUGCAUCUUUGUUGGGAUGCUUAAUGUCUAAAUACACACAUGAAGAUUGUGAGUUUUGUUAUUUUCUGUAAAUGAAGCCCAUG
Messenger RNA from Eutrema salsugineum, 1593 nucleotides. RefSeq lists its product as uncharacterized. NCBI's taxonomy places the organism in Eukaryota, Viridiplantae, Streptophyta, Magnoliopsida, Brassicales, Brassicaceae. The record is from RefSeq and is a predicted model, not a curated record. The transcript has a single exon. The coding region runs from base 116 to 1399 and encodes 427 amino acids.